Molecule: messenger RNA, 11707 nt
Organism: Ailuropoda melanoleuca (giant panda)
Lineage: Eukaryota; Metazoa; Chordata; Mammalia; Carnivora; Ursidae
Gene: DTNB
Product: dystrobrevin beta
Exons: 22
Coding region: 21-2402 (793 amino acids)
Biological process (GO): synaptic signaling
Cellular component (GO): plasma membrane; synapse
Molecular function (GO): zinc ion binding
Source: RefSeq, a predicted model, not a curated record
AACAAAAAAGCUUGGGGAGGAUGAUUGAGGAAAGUGGGAACAAGCGGAAGACCAUGGCAGAGAAGAGGCAGCUGUUCAUAGAAAUGCGUGCUCAGAAUUUUGAUGUCAUACGACUAUCAACUUAUAGAACAGCUUGCAAAUUACGAUUUGUACAAAAACGAUGCAACCUCCAUCUUGUUGAUAUCUGGAACAUGAUUGAAGCCUUCCGAGACAAUGGCCUUAAUACACUGGACCAUAGCACUGAGAUCAGUGUGUCCCGCCUCGAAACUGUCAUCUCCUCUGUCUACUACCAGCUGAAUAAGCGCCUGCCUUCUACUCACCAAAUCAGCGUGGAGCAGUCCAUCAGCCUCCUCCUCAACUUUAUGAUUGCUGCAUAUGACAGUGAGGGCCGAGGCAAGUUGACCGUAUUUUCAGUUAAAGCUAUGUUAGCAACCAUGUGUGGUGGAAAAAUGCUGGACAAAUUGAGAUAUGUUUUCUCCCAGAUGUCAGAUUCCAAUGGCUUAAUGAUAUUUAGCAAGUUUGACCAGUUUCUGAAGGAAGUUCUGAAGCUCCCAACAGCUGUCUUUGAAGGGCCAUCUUUUGGUUACACAGAGCACUCAGUCCGCACCUGUUUUCCACAGCAGAAAAAGAUAAUGCUGAAUAUGUUUUUAGACACAAUGAUGGCCGAUCCUCCCCCCCAGUGCCUUGUCUGGCUACCUCUCAUGCACAGGCUCGCCCAUGUUGAGAAUGUCUUCCAUCCUGUGGAGUGCUCCUACUGCCGCUGCGAGAGUAUGAUGGGUUUCCGGUACCGAUGCCAGCAGUGCCACAACUACCAGCUCUGCCAGAACUGCUUCUGGCGUGGCCAUGCCAGUGGCCCUCACAGCAACCAACACCAGAUGAAGGAGCACUCCUCCUGGAAAUCCCCUGCAAAGAAGCUGAGCCAUGCAAUUAGUAAAUCUUUGGGGUGUGUACCCACCAGAGAACCCCCGCAUCCUGUUUUUCCUGAGCAACCAGAGAAACCACUUGACCUUGCAAAUAUAGUUCCGCCUCGUCCGCUGGCUAAUAUGAAUGACACCAUCGUGAGCCACACGUCCUCUGGAGUGCCCACCCCCACCAAGAGGUUACAGUAUAGCCAGGAUAUACCCAGUCCCUUGGCCGAUGAGCAUGCGCUGAUAGCCUCCUAUGUGGCCCGUCUUCAGCACUGUGCACGUGUCCUGGACAGUCCCAGCCGACUGGAUGAGGAACACCGACUUAUAGCUCGCUAUGCUGCCCGGCUGGCUGCAGAAGCUGGAAACAUGACCCGUCCUCCCACUGACCUGAGCUUUAACUUUGAUGCCAACAAACAACAAAGACAGCUUAUUGCAGAACUGGAAAACAAAAACAGGGAGAUCCUGCAGGAGAUCCAGCGUCUCCGUCUGGAGCAUGAGCAGGCUUCCCAGCCCACCCCUGAGAAGGCACAGCAGAACCCCACAUUGCUGGCGGAGCUGCGGCUGCUGAGGCAGAGGAAAGACGAGCUGGAGCAGAGAAUGUCGGCCCUGCAGGAGAGCAGGCGUGAGCUGAUGGUUCAGCUGGAAGGGCUCAUGAAGCUGCUGAAGGAGGAAGAGCAAAAGCAGGCAGCUCAGGCCACAGGGUCACCACAUACAUCGCCCACUCACGGAGGCGGCCGCCCCAUGCCCAUGCCUGUCCGCUCCACGUCGGCCGGCUCCACCCCCACCCACUGCCCGCAGGACCCGCUGAGCGGAGUCGGGGGAGACGUGCAGGAGGCCUUUGCACAAGGUACGAGGAGAAACCUCCGCAAUGACCUGCUGGUGGCCGCUGACUCCAUCACCAACACCAUGUGCUCCCUGGUGAAGGAGCUGCACUCAGGGUCACUGGCCGCCUUGGACUUGUUUUCACAGCAGAGGAAGGUACAGAGGAAGAAGAAGAGAAGCAGCAGAAUGGGAAAGACAGAGAACCAAGGGAUGGGCUGCACCCCCAGAUGUAACAGCUCCCCAGAUUCGGGGUGGCUUCGUUUCCAUGUUAGUACUGUUCUCCUUCUCCCAAGAGAUGCCUGUCUCCACGGCUGUUUUAUGUUUGUGGCAGUUGCUGGCUGUAGGUUAGCAGAGGAGCCGGGACAGAGAGGAAGCGCAGGGCACAUGCAGCAAGCUGGCGUUGACAUGAGGAAGGCGAGGCCCUCCCCCAGAGGCGCAUUCCUGUCCAUCUUUCUGCUGCACACCUGGACCAGGCUUGCAGGCUGCCAGAUGUCACUACCUGGCAGGGAGAGGGGAGCCCCAGCCAGUGGGAAGUGGGAGGGGCUGCCCGGGGCCACUGCCCCUUGCACAGUCCUGCAUGAACUAGCAUCUUCCUCACUCCCCUCAGGCCAUGGUCUCAUCUCUGCAACAGGAAUUUACCGGGAGGUUGAAAAGAGAAAAGAAACAGCAUGAAUCUCCUGUGUGUGUGACCUGAUGGAGUUCUUGCCGGCACAUGGGGUGCUCCCCAGGGUGGGGGCCCAAGUUGCCUUCCUACCUUUGACCUUUAAAAACCGACAAAUUUUCUUCCCUGUAUCGUGCAAAGACGGCUUCAGGCCUUGCUCAGUUUUACAGACAUUCACACCCUGGCCACAGUGCUAAAAAUAGCCUCCUUCCUUUCUCUCGCACUGGUGAGGCUUCCGCCCGCCCCGUUUGAUGCCGGGGCUCUGCAGCCUAGGCGGGAAGGGAGAGCGCAGAGCUCUGCCCUGCAGCCCUGGACGGUUCCUCCUCCCGCAGCCGAGGAUUCUCUGCCGCAAAGCCAGCAGCUGGCCGGGCAGGGAGCACUGAUCCGUGACCGCCAGAGGGAGCACUGACCCCCAGGCGCUGUGCUCGUGCAGCCUCUCCCCUGCUCGGGGUUCCACUAUGCUCUGGCACUCAUGAUAAUCAAUCCCAAUUCCCGGUGAUUUUCAUUUAUUUUUUUUCUGCUCCCUGGGCUCCAGGAUGUUAUUUUUAGUAGGAGAACUGCUAUAAAUAUUUAUAAAGGGCAGUGACUGGAAUGAAGUGAGAGGCCCCACAGCUGGCUCUCUCACCCCCCCCACCACACACGCCUCUGCAGACAGACCCCUGCCCACUGCCGGGGGAGGCCGGUGCAGAGCCAGUGGGCUCAGCCCGUAGCCACACACGGAGACAGUCACAUGGAAAGCUCGUGAGGGCGUAGCCAGGGCAACACAGGGGCGGGGGUGACUGCAUCCUUCCCUCUCACAGUCCCUGCUCCCUGUUACUCCCACCCCCGAAGGAGGUGAAGGCUUGUGUGAGGCAGUGCUGUGCCCUGCUAGGCCCAGCGCCUCCAUGUCAGGAAUACGAGGUGUGAGGGGCAGGUGCCACCUGGAUCCCUCCAGCUGUGUGACAGCAAAAAGGAAAUGGGAGCCUGAGGAGAAGCCCCCAUGCCUGCGGAGGGCUUGCCUCCCACAGCAGCUCCGGAACGCUGCCUCGCCUCAACUGUGACCUCCAGCGAGCCGAGGCCCUGGAGGGCCAGCAGUGGCUCUGGUAAAAUAAAAACACUGGCGAAAAGGUUCUCCCACACACUGAGGAAAUGGGGAUCCAGCCUUGCCUGGAGGGCCAGAUGGGGCAAGAAUGAAAGUGACCAUAUGGAAAGUUCUGGGAGACACUCCGUGCCAACCAAUGGUGAGAUUAGGUGUGGGGGGACUGCAAGAGGGUCUCAGGGAUGACCCUGUGGGGUGAGUAUGUGCUUCUCCCACAAUCCUGACUUCCAUCACGUUGUACCCUGCCCCUGAAGACAGGGCCGAAUCCCACCUCCCAGUUCCUCACAUGAACUGCUUGCUUCUUCCAGAGCAGAAAGAGCCAAGGAACAGUCCGAUUAAAAGCACCAGUGGCUCCGAACCAGCCAGGUGCUCAGGCCGGCUACGGUGCACGUGGUGCGCACAGUGUCCUCCGGGCCCCGGGCAUGCCCCUCCACAAGGGAGGCUGCCCGACUCCACAAGGCCUCCGACCACCACUCAGCAGGUGCUCAAGCCAAGGAGGAGCCUCAAUUUCUCAACCCCCAGAGAGGCUCUGCACUCCAGCCUCUCCCCUGCCCCUGGGAGAUGAGAAGGGGGACCAAGGAGAGCCAUGGGGAUGAGCUCAGAUGCCAGCACGACAGUGCACGGGGCGUGGGGUUUUAUAUAAAUUCUCGUUGACAGCUGCGUUCUUUUACAGCAAGAAUAUCCACCAUUACCUAAGGCCCCGAGGUGCCUCCUGACUUCUUGGCAUCUGCUGUAGAAUGCAGAUCUGUAUCAGAAGUUAGGAGCUGGUCCCUUUGCUCAACUCUGACCUAGAACACAGGUGUCAUGGGGGGGGGGCACUUCCUUCGUAAUUGCUCUGCGACCAUUCAGGAGUCCAAUUGAACCUGAGCAGAGUAUCUUUUAAGAGAAGUGAUAUACUGUCGGCACCACCGGCCCCCUGGGCUGGUGUUUUGUAGCUGUGAAGACCCCUGGAGAGGUCCUGAGCGCGUUCUGGGUCUCCAGGAGGUGGUGGUGGUUCCGCCAAGCUCAGGCCCAGAACUGCCAGCCGCGCCCAGCUUCCGUGUACGGGCAGCCCCCUCAUCUGCUGCUCAUUCCUUAUCCACUGGCAGACUCCCCCUCUUUCGCAUUGCUUACUCCCUGCUCCCGUAGUCCGUGACAGCUUCAGAAAGGUACAGUUGCUAUGGCAAUGCCUGGAGCCAUCUGAAUUCCUGCUGCACCUUCUGGAAGAAAAGGGCUUACGAAGAACCAUUCAGUGGAUUCCAAAUCUAGCCUCCCCUGGCUCUCUUGAGCCAGGGGCCAGAUGCCUGUUAGAAACUGGGAGUGUGGGAGGUAGAUAGCCCAUCUUCCUUGGAAAGAUACCCCUAAGGCUGCAAGCCUGACCGUGCACCCGAUGUUCUCCAUGUGCGGAUCAGAAAACUAAGUGAGGCUUCCUGCCUGGCUCUCAGGUAGGACACUAUUCCAGUGGUCCUCAAACUCAGAAUCCGAAUCCCCUGGAAGGCUCGUUAAUAUAUGGAGAGCCAGGUCCCACCCCCCGUUUCUGAUUCAGUAGCAGUUCUCACAGGCUCCUGGGUGGUAGUGGCCCUGCUGGUCCAAAGACUACAUUGUGAGGACCACUGGGCACGCUUACGAGUAGGAAAAAAGUCUCAGGAGCUGUGGCCAAUCUGGUGGAGAAAGUCCAGAAUCUGUGGUCUGUUCUAAAGGAAGAAAAAGAGGGGGGUCUCAGCAAUCAUUUUUCUUGGUUAGGUGCUCUGGGGAACAUGUGCUGAGACAAGGGUCCUACACUUUUUUUCUUUCCAACAAUCAAUAAACACAGACCUUCCCCCUAGAUGUGUAAGAGGGGGCAGCAUCACAAGACAGGUCAUGAAUGUACAGAAGACCGAUAUCCCAGAUGUCCAGGGACUGAGUGGGUCUUGCACGGUCUAGAGUCUUAGCAAUGGGGGAGGCUAAGGGCCUGCCUGGCUCCAGAAGGAGAUGGGGAGACGUGGGGUAACAGUCACCUGACCCCCACAGUUGGAGCUUUUACACCAAAAUGCUUUCUCCGAAUGCAAAUACCAUAUGCCACUCCAAACCCCAUGUUUGGGCCUCAGCUGGGUUGCUCUCGGCCUACCUGAGGCUCUGACCCCCCAAGUAUAAUUCUAAGAGGAAAUGAUUACUGCAGGGCCCAAGAUAAGGUUGCAAGCCUUCCCAGUUCUGAAGAGCAGAUCCCACGGGUUCCGACACAUCUGCAUUCUUAACCCUGCAUGGAAAACCAGGUCUGUGGGUGAUGGGCUUGGUGUCUUCUCCGAGGCGUGCUUGCGAGCAGGUGGGGCGUGCUGGAGCCAUCAGCCCUCUGCCUCCUACUCCAAGGGACACAGCUAAGGGAGGGCCAUGGUGUAAAAGAAGUGGGCAUCAACUCAGUUUACAAGUUCCAGAAAGCAAUACUAGUUUCGCAGUUGUUUGAAAGUUUGGAUGGGCAGUGAGUGCUUUCAUUUUGAAAAUGCAUCAUUCGUAAGGGACACCGUGAGGCACACUGGACUUGCGGGUGGUGGAAGGAUGCUCUGAAAGGCAGGCGCCAGAUGGCCAUCUUGGUAUUUCUGAAGGGAAGGGAGCCUGGCACUACCAGAGAUAGACAUUAAGAAGGGACAAGUAGGGGCGCCUGGCUGGCUCAGUCAGUAGAGCAUGGAACUCUUGACCUCAGGAUCAUGAGUUUAAGUCCCAUGUUGGGUGUAGAGUUUACUUUAAAGAAAAAAAAAUGGGGGUGGGGACAAGUAGCUUGGAGUGGGACCGUCAUUCCAUCGAGAAGAUACUUAGGAGCUCUGACUGUGUGCUGAGCACCAGGCCCCCUUCUCAGGUCUCCAGGGCCUUAGAGGUUAAGGUUGGUCUGAGUUCAUAACUAGGGGGUACAGAUGGGAUUGGAGGGCCUGCACUGCCCUCUGAAGCCUAUUGGACUGGGGACAGUGGGCACAAAUGGGACAGGGCACAGGGGAAGGGAAAUGGCCACUGCUGAGAGUGGUUCUGGUCAUGUGGAAGUGUUGGUCUUCAGGCCCCUGAGCAGGAGAGGACACUAGGAAGGGUGUGUCCUGUGAGUUUAAACGUUUACAGCCCCUGGGGCCCAGGCACAGGGGUAACAGUUCAUUAAAAUUCAUAGUUAGAGCCUGAAUCCCCCUCGGCCCCUGCAGAAUCCUCAACCAGAGAAACCUGUUGGGGUGUUGGCCUCCAGCCACUGCCGUGCCUCCCAGAGUCUGAAGGCCUGCCGCCUGCGGGGGGAUGGCUGGGCAGACGACCCUCCCCCGGUGACCCUCCCCCGGUGAGGCGAGUCGUCAGUGCACCAGCGCACACACAUGGUGGGGCCCUCUGGCCCGCAGCUUCAGGCCACAGGUGCUGUGGCUUUCCCCCUCAGGAGAGUGAAUCCGUAGACUCAGCACAUGACCUGGGGCGGGAGGGUGGAGUGGGGGGCGUGUCUACACCAACAGGCCCCACGAUCACCUGUACCCAGUGGGCUUUUCCUUCAGGUCCCAGCUCGUGGGGCACGCCCGCUCCACCAUGGCCUGGUCCCAAGACCUGUCACUCCAUCUUUGCCUCCCUCCCCACCUGCAGCUGGCACCCUUGCACACCAGCCAUCCAUCCCCGAACAGGAAGAACUGGGUCCGGAUCUGGGGUCCAAACUUUCUGGAAAACUCCUCCACCCACAGCUGCUCAGAAUCCCAGGCCUCCUGGGCAGGGCCCCCAUCUUCCUGAUCCCUCAGAAAGCAGGCCCUGGGGCUCCUCUUCCACAAAGCCCAAUGGCCACCAGGGGCGACGGGUAGCGACUUGUUCACCUGCGCAUGGACGGCCCGGACGAGGCCCUGCCCGCCGAGGCCCCUUGGUCUGUGAGAUGUUGCCUCUGAGGCUCCCCUGAUGGGGUUGGCCCUUUGGAAGAAGGCAUAUGCGCCUGGGGCUGCCGAGGAGGAGGGCACGCAGAGAGGAAGUAGGGAGCGCGCCAGGCGGGGCUGAGGAGCAGCUCGGGGACAGGGCAGGAGCGGGGUGCGGCCCGGGGGCUGAGGAAGGAAGCCUGAGCUUCCUCCCCGCGGAUGAGCUUCCAGCGGGACCAGCUCCUCAGAACCAGAUUCAGGAGCAUGAGAAACGAGGCCUCCCUGCUUGGGGACCUCAGUGGGUCCCCCUCUUGCCUUGAUGGCUGGUCAGCAUUUGUCCUACUUUCAUCCUUGCCUAGGCAACCAUCUGGGUUCACCCUUUGCCACCAGCCUACCCUGGGAGCCCACUCAGAGGAGGGGGCAAAGGACCGGAAUACAGAGAGCUGCAGGGUGGCGUGGGGGACCAGAGAGAGGGGAGUGAAGGGGGAGGAAAGGGGGGGAAGAGGGGCAGAGCUCAGGUGAGGAGGGGCAUUUUGACUCUGGGGUGCAGUGGGCGGGACUGCAGGUGGAGACAGGAGGGGGAGCAGAUUAUCACUCCUGAGCCCCAGGCUUAGGGGAUCUCAUUCCUGUCCUGCUGUUGCCACAGCUUGCCCCCACAUUUUACCCUAAUUAGUCCCCAACUGGAAAGUGGUGCGGCAUAUGCCUUCCUCUGGGAUUCCUACCCCUAGCGUGGCCCUUGGCCCAGAAGUCAGAGGCCUUAUCUCGCCUGCCCUCCCUCCUCUCCACGUCCCACCCUGCCCCCAGCCUGGUUUAUAGAGCUGGGUUGCAGCCUCAAAAGGGGUGAUGGAAUUUCCCUGGGGGUUGUCUUGUCAAGGAGUCUCUUAUCUUCCUGCCUUCGGCCAUCACUGGAGAGUGGAGGGGAGUUAGAUCGGGGUCAUUGUGAGGCCUCUGGAGCCAAACUUUGCAAACUGUGGGGUUUAAAGCUAGGGUGGAGUUGGGGAGGCCCUGUUUAACAUUUCUGUUUACUGAGGCCCCUACCCUGACCUGCCACGGCCCACCUCACUUAGCUCCUGACUGGUCUUUCCUGCCCCCAUUUUAUGACGGAGAUUGGGUCUUGCCUCACCCGCAUAGUCUUUUAAGGGGGGGACAGCUCCCUGGACAAGGUCAUUCUCUAGGGGUAUUGCACACACGGAACUACCUUCACAAAGGCUUGGCACACCCAAGACAGGAACUCACUUCGAGCAGGGACCCGGGGCAAUUCAGAAACCACAGUCAGCCCGAGGCUGUGUGUCUAGAGAGGACUGUCCCGGCACUGUGAAGAGACCCAAAGAAAGUGGAACUCAACCUUGAGAAACCAGCCAACAGAGCUGCUUGAAGACAUCUAGGAAGGAGUUAAUGAAGGAAAAUACUAGAACAGAAAAAACAGCAAGAUAAUUACACACAUAAUCAAUUGUAGCUGUUCCGUAAGAUGCAUGAAAUGUCAGGCUCACUGAUGUCACCGAGGGAUGGGAACCAGGAGGGCUUCUUAGAGCUUUGCUCUAAAGAGACGGGAAGAGAGUAUGUUAAGUGCCUACUGUGUGCCAGGUACAUUCACAUACGUGGAUCUUACUUCGUGUCGGUCCCUCAACAAAGCUGUGAUGUCGGUAUCCUCGAUUCCGAGAACGAGGAUCAGAAGUCAAGUCACCUGCCCAAGAUCACAGGAUCCUAUCUGUCGGCUGGACUGGGCUGCAGCCCUCCUUCCCAGUCUGUCAGACUGCUGAAAUGGCAGAACUUCGGCAACACUUCAAGGAAGAGGAAGGCUGUUCCAAGCUUGGGGGAGGAAGAGCAGAGAGAUGGCUUAGGGAAGGAAGUGUUGAAUCAGUUGACUUUAGAGCCUGGUUUGCCUACUUUGAAAAUCACAAGGGAGAAACAGUCACCCAGAUUUGCUGAUAAAUAUAUAUAUAUAUAAAAUCCUGACCAAGAUAGUGUCUCUGAUUCCUAAUCUCACCUCUCCUCCGGGCGUACCUUUCUCCCAUACCCCUCAGUCAGCGCAAACCCAGCCUGGACGUGCCACAGACCCUGGGGUUUGUUUUCCCCCAAUGAGGGCCCCCCGAGCCCCAGCCCAUGAGAAGAGAAGGUGGAGACGUGAGCGCAGACCCGUGCAGAUGGGGUGUGCAUGUGUGUCGGCCCCGUUCUAAGCACAGGACUUCAUCCCCACAGCCCUCCCCGGGAGCUACUGGCACCGACGUCCCCAGUCCGCAGGUGAGGCAGCUGGAAUGAGGAAAGCGUUUCACCCAGGGACACAGGGUAACAAGUGGCAGGGACCUGAAGCCAGGCAAGCUGUGUCCAAAGGCAUGUCCCGACCACCAUGCUCUGUGUCUCCCGCCAACAGCGCCGGAGCCAGAUGUCUGUGCCCGGCACGGUGAUGCUCUUUCCCCGUAUUCGCUCCCGCAGGAAAGGAGGAGGUAAAGACUCGGCCUCUGGUUAAGCCGAGUGGUCUUCCCCUAGGGCCCGCUUCGCCUUGUGGACGCGGCACCCAAGGGGGCCCAUGUCAACGUCUGGGGCUCCUUGGACUCCAGCUGACUUUGCAGGGCAGGAUUGCAAGGUCCUCUGUCCACCUGUCCCAUUCGGCCCUCACACUGAAGGGACUUGUGGGUUCCAUCAACAGCCCCUGGCGGUGGGAGGAGGAGGAAAGGGGGGCCGAAUCCCUGAUAGACCCAGCGGCGGGGCAGGAAUCAACAGGAAUUUGAUCGUUAGUCCUAUGGAGUGAUGUGCCGGGCCUUCCAGGCUUCCUUCUGCUGAUGAUGCAUCGAGGCGACCAGCCCUGCUGUUCAGGAUCAUGCUGGACCUUAGGGCAGGGUGUUGAAGGACGACAGCCCAUGAGAACAUACUAACCGCUCUGCGCCUCACUUUGCAGCCCGGCCUUAGGCGAAGUGAGCAUUCACCCCACCUCUGCCCAAGCCACAUUACAAAGCUUUCUCAUUCACCAACAGGGAUGUUUCCCACCACCAGGCUCUCCCAGCCAACGGAGGGAGGGUCCCUUCCCCACCUUAGUCCCCCUCCCCGAGGGAGGUCAGUCUGGAGCUGUGGCAUCUAACCUGGCCAAGCACAGGGGCUCCCCCUCCUCUCUGCUGCUUUUUAUUUAAUAUUUUUUAUUUAUUUAAUUUUUAUUUUAUUUUUAAGUAAGCUCUAUGCCCAAUGGGGGGCUUGAACUCAUGACCAUGAGUGAGAUCAAGGGUCACGUGUUCCACCAACUGAGCCAGCCAGGUGCCCCUCUCUGCUUCUUCUAAGUUGUUUGCAAAAUCAGAGGGGGUCAAUGGGUACAUAUUGCAUUAAAAAUAGAGUUCUUAAUUUGCCAUCCACACGUGGUUGUGUGUGUACAAUGUUGUCUCUUUCCCCAAAGUGGGAGGGCGUGUUAUGUAAAAUGGCGAUAAUAGUACAAGGUGAUGCUUGUUAAUCACCACACUCGGGGUGCAGAAAGUGCCCGGGAAAUCAGGGAAGGAGGAAGGGUUCAACCACAAGUAAAUCAAAUGAUAGGAAACGAUGAAAAAACAGAAUAUGUGUCUCUUAUUACAUGAACUCAUUCCUUCACUUGCUCACUCAGCCUGGCCAAGGCUGCUUUUAGAUAGAGUUCCAGCGAGUUCUUCUAUUGUUUCCUCUGCUUGUUAAGUCUUAAAUAUGCCUGGUCAGCAACCGUAGCGUCUUCGGUUUUAAAAAACACAUAUUAAAAGCUAUUUUUGAAGCAAAACCUUCCUCUUGGGAUAAAACUUCCCUUCACUGGCUCUUGCCUUUGAAGCCACGCGUCCCCUGCUCCGAGCCAGCGCACCUCCUUGAGGUCUUUCAGUCUGGAGGCCUGCGGGGUGGCAGUGUGCCUCGGCCGUUUCCAGUUACACCCCUCGAGCUGAGGCUGAAGGGAUGGUGUUAGCAAGUUGAGUUUCCAAAGGGUCAAUCUUAUUUUGAACCAGCCUGUCGAAACAAAAUCAACUCAACCCAAAACACAUACAAAGCAAAUGAAUGUAUCUGUGUGCAGAUUUACCUUAAAAAUACAAGGGCGAGUUGCAAAGGGCCCGUGGAGCUUCCAGGGAGGGGAGGAGGAUCUGUUUCAGCUUCCCCAACAUAGGAGGUGAAGACAUGGCACCCCAAACCAGGUCCUGGCCCUGGGUGGUUAAGAUUGGGCUCGGGCCUGGAAUGACCCACACCUCCUCCCAUCCUUGGGCCCAGGAUUGGGGCAGAUGACCGAGAAAGCACGCACUUCACCUGCGGAGGCCUCCUCACCCUCCCCCACGGCAGAGGCCAGGCCGGGCACGGGGCAUCACAAGGACGUGGGCAACAGAGGAAAGGGCAAGGCUCACUCCUCAGCCUCACACUGGGCUGACCCUUCGCUGGCACUGACACUUGCUCCCCUGCUCCUGCCCCAGUCUCGUUCAUCCCCUUGGCCCUCUGGGGUAGG